ACACUGCUCAGUAAAGGAAACAGCCAGGUUUACAGACCUCUUCUGAGAACAUGGCACAGCCACUGCAGUGGGUCAGAUAUCGCUGGCACCGCCUGAUAGCCCGAAAAGGGAGAAAGGAUGGCGAUACCAGAAGAGAACCCUUCUUCCCAGGAGGCAAAGGGCUCCAGCAGCAGUCCAAGACAGUCAGCAAGCACAGACUUGUUAUACCACACCUGGAGCAUUUUGAAGAAGAAUACGAAAAAGUGUCAAAGCAUUAUAAGAACAACAGAAUACGAACUACCAAGUACACAUUAUGGAAUUUUAUACCAAAGAACUUGUUUGAACAGUUUCACAGAGUUGCCAAUUUAUACUUCCUAUUUAUAGCUGUGCUAAACUGGAUUCCUGUGGUUGAAGCCUUUCAGAAGGAAAUCACAAUGAUACCUCUCCUGGUGGUUCUCGUCAUCAUUGCAGUGAAAGAUGGCGUGGAGGAUUACGCAAAAUACAAGUUAGACAAAAAGCUAAACAAUUUAUUGGCACAAGUCUACUGUAGACGUGAAAGAGCAUACGUAGACAGAUUCUGGAAAAAUGUGACUGUUGGAGAUAUUAUCCGAUUGUCCUGUAACGAGGAAAUCCCUGCCGACAUGGUGCUGAUAUAUUCCACGGAUGCAGACGGAACCUGCUACAUUGAAACGUCCAGCCUUGAUGGAGAGACCAAUUUGAAGCAGAGGCAGGUGGCGAGAGGAUUUGGAAAUCAGGAGUGUGAAAUUGAUCCAGGACAAUUCUCAAGUAAAAUAGAAUGUGAGAGCCCUAACAAUGACCUCAACAGCUUCCGGGGCUUUCUGGAGCAUUCGAAUCAGGAGCACGUGGGCCUGAGUAAGGAGAACUUGCUCCUACGAGGAUGCACGAUCCGAAACACGGAAGCUGUUGUUGGCAUUGUGGUGUAUGCAGGUCAUGAAACCAAAGCGAUGCUGAACAAUAUGGGGCCUCGUCACAAGCGGAGCAGACUUGAGAAGAGGGUGAACGGCCAUAUCUUGUGGUGUGUCCUGCUUCUGAUAGUGAUGUGUUCUAUAGCGGCUGUGGUUGUGAAAUUGGGACAAAUCUAUUUAAUCCAGAAUGACAUAGAUUUUUACAAUGAAAAGACAGACUCUACGAUCAAGUGUACAGCGCUGAAUAUUGCUGAAGACCUUGGGCAGAUCAAGUAUAUUUUUUCAGACAAGACCGGGACGCUCACAGAGAACAAAAUGGUUUUCCGGAGGUGUAGCAUAGCAGGGCAGGAGUACGGACAUGAAGAAAACGCUAAGAGGCUAAAGCUAUAUCAAGACAAUGAUAUAGAAGAGGAGGACCUGCCACUUUCCUCACAUAGUUCGAGGCAGUUUUCGAGAGUGAAGAUGUCUGAGAUAAAAACAUUUCUGAGCAGCAAGUCCUCGCACCAGGCUCACGGAAGCAGUUUUGGAAUGGGAUCGUGCCCCAUGAGGCAACUGGCCUUUAGCAGCCCCAUUGAGACUGAUGUUGUACCAGACAUACUGCUAAUGCAGAAAUGUAGUCGAAUCUCUUACAAUGUGUAUGAACGCUCCAUGGGGGAGCACAUGACCUCGGAGGCAGUGUACAUCACUGAGUUUUUCAUCGCUCUGGCGAUUUGCAACACCGUCAUCGUUUCAACACCUACUCAAGCGAGUCAAAAGUUAUUAAUUCACGGUGUUUCUUCUAUUCUGUCUUCUAAAUCUCAGCUGUGCUACGAGGCGGAGAGUCCUGACGAAGCAGCCCUGGUCCAUGCGGCCAGAGCAUAUUCGUGCACCUUAACAUCAAGGAGUCCUGAUCAGGUUACAGUAGACUUUGCUCCUUUAGGAACUUUAACAUUUCAGUUGUUGCACAUCCUGCCUUUUGACUCCUUACGGAAACGGAUGUCAGUGGUGGUUAGGCACCCUAUCUUGAAACAGGUUGUGGUGUACACGAAAGGGGCGGAUUCCGCCAUAAUGGAUUUGCUGGAGCCGGAACCCACAGGUAUUAGCAUGCUUGAUAUACAAAAGCAGAGAAUCAGGGAAAAAACUCAGAGACAUAUAGAUGAAUAUGCCCGAAAAGGCCUGCGCACUCUCUGUAUCGCUUCAAAGGUAAUGAGCGACUUGGAGUAUGAGGUGUGGUUAAAGGAGCACUGCAGAGCUGAAAGCGACAUAGAUUCAAGGGAGGAACUGCUCCUGGAGUCCGCCUUGAGGCUUGAGAACAAUUUAACUUUGCUCGGGGCUACUGGUGUUGAAGAUCGCUUGCAAGAGGGUGUUCCAGACACUAUAGCGUCCCUCAGAAGAGCUGGGAUCACCAUUUGGAUGCUGACGGGUGAUAAACAUGAGACUGCGGUGAACGUGGCCCACGCCUGUAGAUUGCUGGAACCAUUUGACAGGCUCUUCACUCUCAAGGCUGUCAAUCAGGAUGCCUGUGGACAGCUGAUAGACAACAUCUUAGAAGAAAUGAAGAUCUGUCUCUGUCCCAAAGAAAGCCAUGUCGCAGACCUUUUGAACAUCCCCAGAGCUUCAGUUGGCAACAUCCCCCAGCCCAACAUUGGCCUAAUUAUAGAUGGACCAACCUUAGACUUUGCCUUGCAUGAAACUGCAUGCCACAGAUUCCUGCAGCUCACAGUACGGGUGCGAGCUGUCAUCUACUGCAGAGCAACCCCCUUGCAAAAGAGCCACCUGGUGAAGCUGGUGAGAAAGGAGCUCAAAGUGAUGACUCUGGCUAUAGGUGAUGGUGCCAAUGACGUCAGCAUGAUCCAGGUUGCUGAUGUGGGAAUUGGAAUUUCUGGCCAAGAAGGCAUGCAGGCUGUGAUGGCAAGUGAUUUUGCAGUUUCUCAGUUCAAACACCUCAACAAACUGCUGCUUGUUCACGGCCACUGGUGUUACCAUCGACUGGCCAACAUGGUCCUUUAUUUUUUCUACAAGAAUUUGGCAUACAUAGGCAUCCUGUUCUGGUAUCAGUUCUUCAAUGGGUUUUCAGGAAUAGCCAUGAUUGACCAGUGGAGUCUGGUUUUUUUCAAUCUUCUCUUCACAUCAGUGCCACCCAUCAUUUACGGUGUUUUGGACAAAGAUGUAUCUGCAAACAUCCUUCUCCGCAUACCAGAACUUUACAAGCCUGGUCAGAGAUCUGAGCCUUAUGUAUCCUCAGUCUUCUUCAUCAACUUGAUAGAUGCCAUUUAUCAAAGCCUGGCUUGCUUUUUCAUCUCUUACAUGACAUAUGCUGGUUCUGAUAUAGACAUCUUUUCCUUUGGGGGACCUCUGAACACUUCUAUCUUCUUUAUAAUACUGCUACACCUUCUGAUUGAAAGCAAAUCUGUGAAUUGGAUACAUGAGGUUGCUAUCUUGGGAAGUGUGGCCCUGUAUUUCUUCUUCGCUGUCGUCUUUGGAGCUUCCUGCAUUCUCUGCAACCCACCAGCCAACCCAUACUGGAUCAUGCAGAGGCACCUGGCUGAUCCAAGGUUCUUCUUGGUUUGCAUCAUGUCGACAGUGGUGGCUCUGUUUCCCAGGUAUAUCUUCAGGGUGAUGCAAGGGACCGUUUUUCCUACUCCAUUAAUGAAAGCCAAACGAGUGGAAUGUCAGCGUGCUGAGCCAUGGGAAAGUCAGAUGUGCAGCAAUGAGAUAGCCCAAGAAUGAGUCAGUAUGGUUAUGCCGCCUGCCUAUGAGAGAGGGACCACAACCAGGCAUAUUGCCUGAGGGACGAAGCUGAGGAAGGGCAAGAAGCUGGGUUUAGCCACUGCUGCCACCUCGACCUAUGAGGAGGCCCAGCUGAGUGCCGCAGUGCUAUUGCUUCUAUCAGCCACCCUCCUGCUUUCUAAGCCACUGCCUGGGCCACCAUUUUGUACCCCUCCCCCCUCCACUUGCAGGUCCAGCCUGCAUGGCGUAUCUGGCAAGGAAGAGGCACACAGUUUGGGGGUCCCCCAUGGCAAAGAAAACCUACAACCUGCUCUUCAAGAUGAUACUGAUUUGCAACUCAGGCACCAGCAAGACCUACGUGCUCUUCUGUUCCUCCAACGAUGCCUUCAACACUACCUUCAUCUGCACUGUUGACAUAGAUUUGGAUACGGGGGUGGGGGGGUGGUCAUGGUGUGGUGCUGCACAAAAUGGCUACCUGAACUCUGAGUUAUCUGCUCCCACCUCCUCUAUCAUUGAAGGAGAUAUAUACUUGUGAAGAAAUAUGUGAAUCUGAGCAUGGCAGCUCAAUUGAGAGUCUCUGGGUAAAAAUAAAAGGAGUAAAAAAA
Heteronotia binoei (common prickly gecko) is the source of this 4219-nucleotide messenger RNA. RefSeq names its product ATPase phospholipid transporting 10D (putative) (gene ATP10D). Gene Ontology annotation, molecular function: ATP hydrolysis activity; ATPase-coupled intramembrane lipid carrier activity; magnesium ion binding. The transcript has 21 exons. The record is from RefSeq and is a predicted model, not a curated record. Gene Ontology annotation, cellular component: plasma membrane. Bases 51 to 3614 code for a protein of 1187 amino acids. Gene Ontology annotation, biological process: phospholipid translocation. NCBI's taxonomy places the organism in Eukaryota, Metazoa, Chordata, Lepidosauria, Squamata, Gekkonidae.